AUGAAACUCACAAAAGCUUUGUUGCCAUUCUCCGUCCUUGUGGCUACAGUUGCUUCAGGGAGAGUUAUGCUCACUAGCAUCGAACCCAUCGGCCCAAAGUUCGAUGCAAGGUGCCGGGCAGCUACCUCAACCCGCGCUGAAUGCGUGCACAGAGCUGAUGUCCAUCAGCUGAAAGUAAACAACGUCAAACGCAACAUUGAGUCGACAGUUGGAAGCACCGUGGUUAAGGAAUCAGUGACCUACAAUCUCACUCUCGGAACAUCAUAUUCAAGCACUUGCACAUCUGAAAUCGCUGAAGCCACAAAGCUUCCAGUUACCCCAAGACUCGGCUUCCCUGCUUGGGUGAUGGAUCCCUUGACACCGCCGUAUCCUACCGUGACUCGAUCGCGCCUCAGCAAUGCAACUAUUCCGACCAUUGGAAAUGAUGACAUGCUCACAUCCACCAAAGCUAAUGUCACCUCUAGCAAUACUUUCAACAAGUCUGCCACCGUGACUGCAACCAUAUCUCCUACCACCAAGCCCAAUGGUUCCGGUCACAAUAAUGUGAAAGAGUUGAUUCUUCCCCUCAUUGUUGCUACCAUUCUUUUCUACGCAGCCUUAUGA
Molecule: messenger RNA, 603 nt
Organism: Uncinocarpus reesii 1704
Lineage: Eukaryota; Fungi; Ascomycota; Eurotiomycetes; Onygenales; Onygenaceae
Exons: 3
Coding region: 1-603 (200 amino acids)
Source: RefSeq, a predicted model, not a curated record